Molecule: messenger RNA, 3671 nt
Organism: Marmota monax (woodchuck)
Lineage: Eukaryota; Metazoa; Chordata; Mammalia; Rodentia; Sciuridae
Gene: Tns4
Product: tensin 4
Exons: 13
Coding region: 175-2268 (697 amino acids)
Molecular function (GO): protein binding
Source: RefSeq, a predicted model, not a curated record
UCCCCUUACUCCUCACCUGGACUUGGAGCGUCUUGGUCCCUGGAGCCAGUAGUGAACACAGCAGCCUGCCCAACCACGGACACCAGGUCCGUUGAUCUCAGCAAGUGAUAGCUCUGGGAUGUAAGUGAGCUGGUUGGGAGCCAGAGGUAGACCGCCCGGUGCGCCAGCCCCACCAUGUCCCAGGUGAUGUCCAGCCCCCUGCUGAUGGGAGGCCAUGCAGUCGGCUUGGCUCACUGUGAAGAACCCAGGAGGGCCCUGCACCCAGCGCCCGGCUCCAGCCUGCCGCUCCAGUGUCCUUAUUACACCACAGAAGGCUGGGGAGCUCAGGCCCUGAUGGCCCCCGUGCCCUGCAAGGCGCCCCCCAGCAGGCUCCAGAAGACCCCACAGGCAGAGGCCAAAGCCCACAGCUUCCAGCAGAGCCCGGGUGAGCAGGCCAUGGGGACCCCACAGGACCUUGACUCCUACAUUGACUUCUCACUGGAAAGCCUCAACCAGAUGAUCCUGGAACUGGACCCCACCUUUCAGCUGCUUCCUUCAGGGGCUGGUGGCCCCCAGGCUGAGCCUUCCCAAAGCACCACCUUGAGGAGCAAGAAAGAGGAAACUGAAGCCCUGGAUAUAAAGUACAUCGAAGUGACCUCCACCCGAUCGCGGUGCCACGAUGGCUGUCAGCGCUGCUCCAGCCCAUCUGUCACGCCACCUUUCGGCUCUCCACGCAGUGGUGGCCCCCUCCUUUCCAGAGAUAUCCCCCGAGAGACUCGAAGCAGCAGCGAGAGUCUCAUCUUCUCUGGGAACCAAGGCCGGAGUGCCUCCCCUCACCCCUCCACCUCGCCCAGCGUCUCCAUCCCUUGCGUGGGGAGCAGAGCUUCAGGCCCUCAUGGCCUGGGCUCCCCACUGAGGGCCCUGGCUUCACAGCGGGGCAGCAGGGUCUCUGUGCUGUCAGCCAGUCCAGCGUCUGAUGUCAGCUAUGUGUUCGGGAGCAGCCAGUCCCUCCUCCAGUCUAGCAUCUCCAGCCCUCAAUCAUCUUCUAGAUCCUUGGAAAGUCCAGCCAGCUCUUCCUCCAGCCUCCACAGCCUUGGUCCAGCGUCCCUCUUUAUGAGACCCAGUGAUGUCCAGGCCCCCAGCAACCCUGCUCUGAACAUGGGCCAGCCCAGAGCCAACCACUCUCCUCCACUGGCCAAGGAGCAUGCCAGCAGCUGCCCCCCAUCUGUCACCAAUUCCAUGGUGGACAUACCCAUUGUGCUGAUCAAUGGCUGCCCACAAGCACAGUCUCCCCCACCCCAGUGGACACCAGGACAGCAAGGGUUUGUCCAGCCUGGAACUGCUUCUUCCAGCCAUCCCCGUCAAGCCACCAAGAGCCACAGCCAGACCCUGCCAGAUGCCUCCUUCACCACGUCCCCAGAGGGUCCUUCCAGGGACAUGCAGCCCACCAUGAAGUUCGUGAUGGACACAUCUAAAUACUGGUUUAAACCAAGCAUCACCCGAGAGCAAGCAAUCGAGCUGCUGAGGAAGGAGGAGCCAGGGGCUUUUGUCAUCAGGGACAGUUCCUCAUACCGAGGCUCCUUCGGCCUCGCCUUGAAGGUGCAAGAGGCUCCGACAUCUGCCCACAACCGACCAGGUGAGGACAGCAAUGAUCUGAUCCGUCACUUCCUCAUCGAGUCUUCUGCCAAAGGGGUUCAUCUCAAAGGAGCAGAUGAGGAGCCCUACUUUGGGAGCCUCUCUGCCUUCGUGUGCCAGCAUUCCAUCAUGGCCCUGGCCCUGCCCUGCAAACUCGCCAUCCCACAGAAAGAACUGGGAGGCGCAGAUGGGGUGGCCUCGGACUCCUCUACAGACAGCCCGGCCUCCUGCCUGAAGAAAUCUGCGGGCUGCCACACUUUGUACCUGAGCUCCGUGAGCGUGGAGACCCUGACGGGAGCCUUAGCCGUGCAGAAGGCCAUCUCAACUAUCUUGGAGAGAGAGGUCCUCCCCACACCCACUGUGGUCCACUUCAAAGUCACUGAGCAGGGCAUCACCCUGACUGACAUCCAGAGGAAGGUGUUUUUCCGGCGCCAUUACCCACUCAUCACCCUCCGUUUCUGCAGCAUGGACCCAGAGCAACGGAAGUGGCAGAAGUACUGCAAGUCCUCCAGGAUCUUUGGAUUUGUGGCCAAGAGCCAGACGGAACCACAGGAGAACGUGUGCCACCUCUUUGCAGAGUACGACACCGUCCAGCCAGCCUCACAGGUCAUCGACCUGGUGACUGCUCUGCUGCAGGACACAGAAAGGAUGUAGGAGGAGGGAGCUGCCUGUGUACCUUCCCAGACAUCCUGAGGGGCUUGUCCAAGAGCCAUCUCCGCCCCUGAACAGUGGGGUGUGGCUACACUAAUAGAACAGUCUAUUGGACUGGAGAACAGUUAUCCAGCUAGAACCCUGAACCUGCUCUGACCUUCAGCAGUAACCCCCCGAGCCUGUUUCCUCAACUGAAAAAGGAGUCUGGUACACAAGACCAGCUGCUCUUCUGAGACAUUAGUGGGCAUCUUCAGCAUGCUCCUCCAUGACUCUGAGGCACACCCACGUCUGACAAUCACUACUGAAAAUCACCUCCAAGAACCUUCUGAUUCUAUCAGCUAGAAGAGAAUCAGAAUAAUAGUCAGAGCUAGAGAUCUGUGGCCCCUGUCUCAUGGCAAACAGCAGGUUCUGAGUCGUGACCCAUGGGGAUCCCAGUCUGAGGCUGGUGACGGUUUAUGAGGAUUGAGGACAGACUGUCUUCUUUCCCUCCCUUUCCUGAUGGCCUGUUGGAUCCGCCUGCCCAGGGGUCAGCAAGUUGACCAGGCUGUGGUGGUUGUGGCAGCUCUGGUAUAGAGGAGUGGGGCUUUCCCUUAUGAUCAGAGGAGAUGCAGUUGUUCAUUCUGUCUAAUCUCCUCUUCCCAUUGCAAAUGAGCAUUAACCCCACUUGGUAAUCAAAUGGCCCAAAGCUCAGCUUCCCUAGUGUUGCUUAUACAACCUACAUCUGGCAGAUGUGGGUAGAGAAACCCCUUUCUAGAGCAAAUGUAAGAGCAGCUCUCUGUGGUUCUGCCUCAGCUCCAGUCUUGCUGAGUCCUCCCUACACACACACACACACACACACACACACACUCACACACACACACACUACAGCUGUGUGGCAUCAACUGGCCUCAUAGCCACAAGGGGGCAGCAGAGAGUCAAGAAUGCAAAGAGGCGGCUUCCUCGAAGCUAGAAGAAGCUGGGCCCUUUCCUGCUCAUCUUUGCCCAGAACUAAACCAACCCAGAAGCUGGAGCCUUUUCUUUUACAGACCCAGGUUCCUAAGGAAACCACACCACGGCUGGAAAGGAAGGCUCAGGGAAGAAGCCCGCUCUGGCUCUGCAGAGCAAGCACCUACCACCUCUCGAACCAGCUCUGCCAGAGCAUCAUUAUCUUUGGCCAAGAUUGGGCCUGACAGGUUAUGAUUUCAACCCAGGAAACCAGACCAGACAGGAGCAGCCCUGGGCUGCGGGACAGGCUGAGCCCAGCCCACCCAGGCGGUGGUCAGUUGCUGCGCCACCCUUGGAAUCUGCCAAGGUCCUCAAGGUCACAGUGCUCAGUCCUAUGGCAGGGGGAAGAGGGUUGCUGGCUGUAAGCUCAUGGGUGCCCGUAUGGCUCCCAUCAUAAAAAUAAAGUGUCUGUCUUUGCAUAA